AUGCAUUUCUGUCCUUUCUGUAACAAUUUUCUAUUGCCAGAACAUCAACAAAGUGUACAUUUAAUUUGCACGACUUGUCCUUACUUCUACAAAUUGAAUGUAACACUCUCAUUCACUCAAUCUAACACAGUAAAAAUCAUUGAAAAAGUACUGAGAAAAGAACAAGAUUUGAAAUAUGCAAAUAAGUGUCAGAUUAAAUGUCAAAAGUGCUCCAAUGGAGAAGCAUUGUUUGUAGAAAUACAAACAAGAUCAGCUGAUGAGCCUAUGACAAUAUUUUAUCAAUGCACAAAGUGCCAUCAUAACUGGAAAGAGUGA
This is a messenger RNA of Vittaforma corneae ATCC 50505, 315 nucleotides long. RefSeq names its product transcription factor S. The coding region runs from base 1 to 315 and encodes 104 amino acids. Gene Ontology annotation, biological process: DNA-templated transcription; termination of RNA polymerase III transcription. NCBI's taxonomy places the organism in Eukaryota, Fungi, Microsporidia, Nosematidae. Gene Ontology annotation, cellular component: RNA polymerase III complex. Gene Ontology annotation, molecular function: zinc ion binding; nucleic acid binding; DNA-directed RNA polymerase activity. The record is from RefSeq and is a predicted model, not a curated record. The transcript has a single exon.